Molecule: messenger RNA, 9685 nt
Organism: Ictalurus furcatus (blue catfish)
Lineage: Eukaryota; Metazoa; Chordata; Actinopteri; Siluriformes; Ictaluridae
Gene: igsf9bb
Product: immunoglobulin superfamily, member 9Bb
Exons: 20
Coding region: 262-4572 (1436 amino acids)
Molecular function (GO): protein binding
Source: RefSeq, a predicted model, not a curated record
UUCGAGAGAGAGAGAGAGAGAGAGAGAGAGAGUGUGAGAGCGAGCGCGAGAGCGAGAGUGAUAAGGAUGCGAAAAGGAGAGAAGGGGAAGAAGAAGGGCGAGAAUGAAGGGAUGCGCCGGAGGAAAGGGUGCAGGGCAUGAGUGAAAGGAUUCCAGCAGCUGCCAGUGCGUCUAGCAUCCCGGGGGCUCGUCUAUGAAUGAUUUAUAGAAAGGGGGCACUUUGAGAUAUGAUGAGCUCUCUUACUGGCUGGCAAUAGUACUAUGAUUUGGUAUGUGGCCACUUUGAUAGCAAGUGUGUUCAGCGCCCGAGGAACGGCCGCUCAAGGUGCCCACGGAGUCAGAGAGGAGCCCCAGUUUGUGACUGCCCGUGCUGGGGACACCGUGGUUCUGGGAUGUGACGUGUCCCACCCGCUCAACGGGCAGCCCUACGUGGUGGAGUGGUUCAAGUUCGGAGUGCCCAUCCCCUUCUUCAUUAACUUCCGAUUCUACCCUCCUCAUGUGGACCCGGAGUACGCCGGAAGAGCUAGCCUGCAUGGGAAGUCAUCUCUGCGGAUUGAGAGGGUACGUUCGGAUGAUCAGGGCUGGUACGAGUGCAAGGUGCUGAUGUUGGAGCAGCAGUACGAUACCUUCCACAAUGGCAGCUGGGUGUACCUUACAGUGAAUGCUCCUCCAACUUUCACCGACACACCACCGCAAUACGUGGAGGCUAAAGAGGGGGGCAGCAUCACUCUCAGCUGCACGGCGUUCGGCAACCCCAAACCCACAGUCAGCUGGAUUCGGGAGGGUGAGCAGUUACAGGACAGCACCAAGUACAAGGUGAGCGAUGGCAGUCUGAAGGUGUUGUCCAUCAGCCGGCAGGACAGAGGAGCAUACACGUGCAGGGCCUACAGCGUGCAGGGAGAGGCCAUCCACACCACACGCCUACUCGUCCAAGGACCUCCAUUUAUCGUCUCCCCUCCAGACAACAUCACCGUGAACAUAUCCCAGGAUGCAUUCUUCACCUGUCAGGCCGAGGCGUAUCCUGGCAACAUGACGUACACCUGGUUCUGGGAGGAAGAUAAUGUCUUCUUCAAGAAUGAUCUGAAGCGCAGAGUGAGCAUUCUGAUCGAUGGCUCCCUCAUCAUUGCCCAGGUGAAGCCCGAGGAUGCUGGGAAAUACACUUGCAGCCCCAGUAAUAGCCUUGGUCGGCCCCCCACUGCAUCAGCAUACCUGACAGUGCAAUACCCUGCCCGUGUGGUGAACAUGCCACCCGUCAUUUAUGUGGCCAUCGGACUGCCGGGGUACAUCCGCUGCCCGGUGGAUGCCAAUCCACCUGUCACUUCAGUGAAGUGGAAAAAAGAUGGUCUGCCUCUCCGGAUAGAGAAGUACCCUGGCUGGAGCCAAAUGGAGGAUGGGAGCAUUCGAGUGGCCGAGGUGACAGAGGACUCUCUUGGCACCUACGCCUGCGUGCCUUACAACGCCCUGGGUACCAUGGGACAGUCCCCUCCCGCCCCCCUGGUGCUAAAGGAUCCACCUAAGUUUCUGGUGGUUCCAGGAGGAGAGUACAGACAGGAGGCAGGAAGAGAGCUAGUCAUCCCCUGUGAGGCAGAAGGAGACCCAUUCCCCAGCAUAACAUGGAGGAAGGUAGGGAAGCCCAGCAGGGGCAAGCACAACGUCCUACCAAGAGGCAGCUUACAGUUCAAAUCUCUCAGCAAGGAGGACCAUGGGGAGUGGGAGUGUGUCGCUUCCAAUGUUGCCACGAGCAUCACUGCCAGCACGCGCCUCCUCGUAAUCGGCACAAGCCCUCACGCCCCCAAAAACAUCCACGUUUCGGUCUCGACGACCUCAGCCAACGUCUCAUGGGAGCCAGGCUACGAUGGCGGCUUCGAGCAGACAUUCUCAGUUUGGUACGGCCAUGUGGUGAAGAGGGAGCAGCUAGGCUCGCAUGACUGGCUCUCCAUGCCUGUGCCAAGCGCGCAGCACUGGCUGCUGGUGCAGGGCCUGGAGUCUGAGACGGCCUACCAGUUCAGCGUCCUGGCGCAAAACAAGCUGGGCACAGGCCCCUUCAGCGAGGUCGUCACUGUGAACACUCUAGUAUUUCCUAUAAGUACCCCCGAACCUCUGGUGCUGCUUACCCCACCACGGUGCCUCACAGCCAACCGGACACAACAGGGAGUCCUGCUAACAUGGAUUCCUCCAGCCAAUCACACGUCGCCGAUCGAUCGUUACAUCAUGGAGUUCCGCCUCGGCGAGAGGUGGGACAUCCUGGAUGAUGCAAUCCCUGCAGGAGAGACAGAGCUGUUGGCCAGAGAUCUGAUUCAGGAGGUAUGGUAUGAGUUCAGAGUUAUGGCAGUCAUGGAGGACCUCAUCAGUGAACCCAGUAAUGUAGUUGGGGUCUCCAGUACAGACUUCUUCCCACCGCCAGACGUGGCAGACGAGGGGCUGGCGCGGCCGGUGGUGGCAGGCAUCGUGGCCACCAUCUGCUUCCUGGCAGCAGCUAUCCUCUUCAGCACACUGGCAGCCUGCUUCGUCAACAAGCAGCGGCGGCGUAAACUCAAGAGGCGACGAGAUCCUCCGCUUUCAAUAACACACUGCAGAAAAAGCGUGGAGACUCCGCCAUCUUCUGGAAAGAUGAGUCCAGAGAGCGUCCGAUCCAUGGGAGCUCCAUCCGAGUCAUCUGAGGAUGGAUUACGAUCAAAGAAAAGUCCUGCCAAGGAGAAGGAGCUUUCCUUAUACAAGAAGACCAAAAGAGCAAUAAUUAGCAAGAAAUAUAGUGUCUCUAAACAUGAAGCUGAGGCUACUACACCUAUUGAGUUAAUCAGUCGUGGGCCAGAUGGUCGCUUCGUCAUGGAUCCCACUGAUAUGGACACACCUGUGAAGCCUAGGCGUAUUGAGGGCUUCCCCUUUGUGGAAGAGUCAGACCUUUAUCCAGAAUUUCGACAGUCUGAUGAAGAGAAUGAUGAUCCCGGCCCCAUGCCUCCUAUGAUGGCUACUCUCAGACCCCAUCAGAUCUCUCCCAUUUCUUCCAGCCAGGAAUCUUACUUGCAGCCCCCAGCCUAUAGCCCCCGCUUCCAGAGGCCAAUUGAAGGUAUGACCAUCAUGGAAAGCAGUCGACUUCAGGCCAUGGGGCAGAUCCGUGGUGCUCCUCAUUUUCGAGCCUUUUCCCAUGGUCAGUUCUACUUGGGCAGCUAUUUGGGCAGUCCUGGAGAACCUGAGCCUCCGCCUCCUUUCUACAUGCCAGACACCAGCCCACUUAGCUCAGUAAUGUCUUCACCCCCUUACCACAUUGAGGGGCCUUUUGGUUAUCCAACCAUACCAGAGGAAAUCAGUGAAGGAGAGAUUCAGCACUAUGCAGUCUCAGGCUGCUCCCUUCCCUUGACACACACAUCAUCCCGUCCUCCGGAUAGCUGGCAACGGCCUGAUUUCUCCUUUGCCACAUUUGAGGGUCCUCACUUCAUAUUCCCACCCCACCACCCUUUGCAAUUUCACCGGGAACCUUCUCUUCCACCACCUCUCAUUCUCCCUCCUAGUGCUCUCCCACCUGCUUCCAUUCAUAUACCCCCCUAUCCUGGUAUUCUUCAGCUGGAGGCCCCAAAGAGUCGGCUAGGCAAAUCUCCCAGCAAAGUGAAGCCUCAGGGCCUUCCAGCCAAGCAUUUACCUAUGCAAGAGGCACAGAGUCUAGGGCAGCUAAGACACACAAGCCACGGUAUGGGUGUGCCGGUAUUGCCUUACCCUGACCCAGCGUCUCACAUUGUUGGUCCUAGCUCAUUUGGAAGCCUGGAUACCCGUUGGUAUGAGUUAACUCCCAGGCUCAGUCCCAGACAGCCCCGUAGGAUGGAACCCAGCAUGGUGGUACUCCAGCCUUCCCGUCUCUCACCUCUUACUCAAAGCCCCAUUAGCUCUCAUGAGGGUUCUCCAGAGAUUGUAGUGCGCCCCAGGCCUCGUCCUAGUAUUGUCCAGCCUUCCAUUCCCCCUGAGAUGUCUGAAAUAACCCUGCAGCCACCUUCUUCUGUUAGCUUUUCAAAAAGAUCCUCACCUUCUUCUUCCCCUGCUCAAGGCCAGGGAAGCCGAAGGGCAAGCCCUAUUUACCGCUCCCACAUGGCCUUUGGCACCUCAGCAACAAGCUAUCCAUCCCAAUCUCCGUCACCCCCCAUGGAAAGCAGCAGCAUUUUUAGACAGAUGCCAACCCAGAGGAGGAGUGAGGAGGAGAUUCUGCCAUCUGCCUCUCCGCCCCAGCUAUCAGCUUCAGGAAAACGUCGAGGUACACCGAGUGGUCCUGCAGGGUCUGAGAGGAUAGAAUCACUGAGAUACCAACGUGUCAAAAAAGUCAAGAAGUUUGCGGUUAACAAUAACAACUCCAAGGCCAGAAAGAAAAUGGGUGUGUCGACUUCUCAGACCCAGCAGCCCCACACCUCUCAGGUCCUCCCACCAGAAGAAGCUCUCUACCUCCGCAAGAAGAAGAGGAAGUUAACCAGACAGGACCCGUAUGCCCGCUUCUCUGCCCUGCUGUACCGCCGUCCGCCGCAAGAUGACCAGAAAGCCAUUCUGGCCAGUAUGGACACAGUGGACCCCGACCACGCCACUUUCCUGUGAGGGCCGAGAGAGCAGGCCACACUAUUCCCAAAGCCCACUGGUUCUGCACUGAGUUUCCCACCACCCCAGCUGUGCACCAUAUCUACACCUCAUCUUCCCAUCCAUGCUUUUCUUUUUGUUCUUCUUUUUUUUUUUUUUUAAAUCUCUCUUUUCACAAAAUAAUGCUGGUUGGUAGUGUUCCAAGGUUUUGCUCCAGUGCAAGAUUACCUCAAACAGAGAACUAGUGUCAUUGGGAUGUUUAUUUCUCUUCCAAAAAGGCAUGUCAGCAUUUAGGCUCAUGCAUGUGGUUUACAGCUCUCAUUACUCCUCACAUUCCUGCACCUGUUUCAUUCUGCCAGUAGUCUUACUCUGUCUCAGCAGAACACAGGGUUCUCAUGUGUAGGCCAGAUAUACCUCAGAGUCACCCGAGACUCAUCAGUGCAACACUGCUGGACAGACAAACAUUCUGUAACUUCCAAACAGUGGAACAUUUGGUGGUGUUUUUUUUAUUUUAUUUUAUUUUAUUUUUAUUUCUUGUUAGGCAUCAUUUGUGUUAAACAUUUUCAAAAGAAAAUUAUAUUUGUUUUAAGGCAGAAUGACUGUUAUACUCAUAAUGGUAUUAUGUAUUAAUAUUCUUAUACCACAGCACUGUUGAAUUCUCUAAUCUGAUUGGUCAGGCGUUGAUUAAUUUUCUAUAACAGCAGCUCUGACAGUAAUUCUGGCAUAAUUAAUGGAUUUUUAAAAAUGCAUGUAAUCGUUGAUAUGGUGACGUUUUCUGUAAGGAGAAGUUUAUGUAACAUUUUGAUAUAGUUUCCAGUGUCUGUGCUUUAUAAUCAUCAGCGGGAAAGAUGGAACUUAAAGUUUUCAGGCUCUGUGCCUUGCAGUUUCUUGGUAGCAUGGCAAGCUGCAUUUCUUUGUCAUAUUAAAUUCAAGUGAGAAAAAAGAGAGCCUGGUGACUGAAUGGCUGUUUCUACCUGUUAUAUUAUAAAGGAUGACAGAAACUAACUUGUUUAGGAUAUUUCACAACAUGAAAUGUAACUAUAAACGGAUAAAACUACAACAUGUUUGCUGUGCUAUAAGAGGAAUAGAACACUUUGGGAUGUGCUAUUAUUGGAAAAUAAUCAACUUUUGUGUGAUAAGAGUUACUCUGCUUUGGGCCAGGACACAUCAUGCCACCCCACUGUGGAUUAUUUUCCUAUAACAGCAUGCUCAGUCAGGUUUUAUUCCUUACAUAAUAUGCAUUGUGUGUGUGUGCAGUGUAGUCUUUAUUUCAUUCAUCUGCUCCACCAUGGAUUUGGAAUGAUCAGUAUUUCCAGUAUUUUUGGGGGACAGUUAAAAAAAAUUUUUUCAAAUCAUUGUUCAUGAUUUUUUCUUUAGCUGAAGACAUCAAUACUGUUAAAUAUUUCGAAUUCAUCCUGAAAAGGGAACAAAACAUUAUCCAGAGAUGCGCACAGGUUACUUUCCACUAUGAUCAAAAGCUGCUAUGGCCAUGUGUGCACAUUUUUCUGGGUUGGUCUUUUCUGUAAAUAAGUCUUUUGCAUUGGAGCAAAAUCUUGGUAAUCACUGUGAUGUAUCGUUUUAAGUUGACACUAACUUAGUCUGGAUUUUGUGAGCUCCUGUUAAAAAAAAAUACAACAACCAUAAAAUAAUAAGCAACAUAAUAAAAAUACUACAGUCUCCUUAAUCAAUAAAAUUCUUAAGUAUAAUGUACUGUGAGAAGGGUAGGAUUUUGUGCCAUAAUUAGACUGUAGUAUUUUUUCAACUGCAACCCCCCCCCCCUCCCCCAAUCCAAAAAAAGACAUUUUUAGGCCUGAGUAGGGCUCUUGAAUGCUUGGCUCUGUUUAGUCGUCUCGUUCUCAUUUUUCUUUCUUUUUUUGUGGAUUAUUUCAAAUGGAAACCUACUGCCUUUGUGGGCCAUUUUUGUAGCCUUUUAUUUUGAGGUUUAUCCUGGCUGAAAAGUAUAAGCAGCACCCCAGCUCCUGUCUCUAUCCUCUGGAAAGACAUUAUGGGAAAUGCCUAUGAGAAGACCAGGCUUUCCCAUGCGGCCAAAGUUUUUUUUAUUGUGUAUCUAUCAUCCAAGGGUGCUUCUUUUCUACUGGUUAAUAUGUAUUCUCACUGUCAGGACAAACAUAUCUGGGCUCAUGUAUGUUCGCUUUGGUGGCCAGUCAUUCAAUGGGGAUGUUGCUGGUGGUGGUCAGCGAUGGUGCUCUACCUGUUUCAAAUCAAUUUGUCCCUGCUAAAAAAGCUCACAAGGGCGUAGGUUGGCUAAAGUUAGCAUCAGUUAUCGUAAUAGGGACUCCAAAUUUAAGCUAAGUUGAUAUUUUGCGAAUUGUUUUGCAAAUUGAUUGUGUUGGUUCACGAUCAAGCCAAUCCCAAAGGCUAAUCAGUACAAUACAGGCGUGUUCAACAGCCUAUUUUGGGUGCUAUCAAACUUUGGGUGUCUUCGGACUGUAAUCACUUGAAAUCGCUUAAUUUCUCUAAGUUGAUCUUCCAGCAGAUGUGGCUGCUGCUUGUCAUUUUAACACCGCAGUAUUUAACGUUUUAGGAUUUCAACAUCAUCCAAGCGUUGGAUCAAACUUUCAAUGUUUGCCUAGGCAUCUUGACGGUCAAUAUCUACUGUCCAUCAAAAUGCUGUUUUUUUGUUGUUUUUUUAGAAUUAAAAAAUUUCCUCAUUCAAACUUGACUUACAUCUGGGUGCUGAAUGUGAUCACCAAUUUGCAUUUAUGAUUUUAGCUACAUUGACAACAGGCUGGGGUGUACCUCAGGCAAGUAAAGGCACUUCCUGUUGGCACGGCUAUGAGGAUUUAGUUUUAUUUUGUCAUGACUGCACUUUCAUAUAAAAAAAAUAUAUAAAAAUGAAAAGAAAACAUAGAGGAAUACCUUUGAUGUAUUCUAUGCUUAUGUGAGACCAGCGCAUUACAAGUGUACCUGUGUAACCAUUUUUUAUUCUUUUAUUUCACCUUGGUUAGGGGACUGAUUGUGAGCUAGUAAUACAUCAUUUGGAGCUUUUAGAUAAACUGCACUGAGCUUCACACUUUUAAUUUGGCUUUGCGAUUCUUUGCGGUUCAGGUCACACCACUUCUUAUGUUCUGUGAAUUUUUUUUCGGUCUUUGCAAUGAACAUUUUCGCGUUUUAAUCUCUGUACCUGUUGUUCCAUUUGUAAUUUAAAUAAAUGUCUGAUUAGAUGACAAUUACCCAUGAAACACAUGACGACACACCUUUAGGUAGAUCCUCACAAUAGGUAGCUCAUUUCGAAGAUGUGCUCCUCAAGUAUUUACAAGACAUUUAACUGGGCAAUUUUUUUUCUGGUAAACUAUGGUGCUUUGUAAAAGAUAUAGAACUAUUUAAUUAACUAAAUACUGUUUCUUUCUUUUUUCAAAAGAGUGAUAUAAAAAAGGAAUAUCCAAAAUGCUAGGAAUGUACUGUAAUAUGUCAAAAUACUGUAUAUAAUAGCAUAUAUUGCACAAUGUAUGAUAAAAUUUGAGUAAUUUUGAAUAAAUUGGACAAUAUAUGCACGCAACUAAAUAUAUUCAUAAAACAUAAUCCCAUUCAUUUUCUAACAAUGUGUUUGUAUAUUAUUUUUCAUGAGGCUUUCGUCACUUUAAAGCAUCCUUAAGCGUUAAAUACAAAACACAAAAGAAAAAGCAUUUCCACUGACCCUGCAUUUGAAGAGUUUGUCAGCUUUUUUUUGUUGGCAGUCAUCUGAAUCAUUAUAAGCAUUCAAGUGGAAAGGCAGGAUUUAUUCUUUUUUUUUUCUGUGAAACUAUUGCCCAAACCUAAACUGAACAGUAUCUUCUGUAGCACCAUCAAGUUGUAUUUCUGCUUGUUGUGUAAUUAGGCUGUGGCAGGGCAACGCAGAUCCUCCAGGAGUUUGUAGGUUCUUGAGAGGUCUAAUAAAUGCUGAAUUAACAUUGGCUCAUAAACAGUGCAAAAGAAGAUUUGUAAUAAAAAAAAAGAAAUAAGGCUUUUAAGAGCAUGAUCGAGUGCACACUUGGGCUCAUUCAGUAGCAUUGUAGCUGUCAUCGCGUGACAAUGACACUGACAAGCUUGACCUUAUAUAACUCAUUGACUUUUUUUAUUGCAUUGCAUUUAUUUUAUAUAGAAUUUCUAUCUGUCCACAGAACAAGCAUUCUAUUACUUUAUUGUGACGAUUUAUUUCAAGAAAAACAUUUUCCAUUCCAAUCCAUAAUUUGCGUUUGCAUAAUAUUGAAUAAAACACCCAUCUUAGUAAAGCUUGAGUCUUUGUUUUAAUUGAACACAAAUCAUUUUCACUUUUUUCUUGUCAUUAUUUUUUUUAAUCCAUGUGUGAUGUCAUGUUCAUAGCUCUAAAAUGUUUUUUUUUUUUUUUUGUGGAAGAUUUGAUUGUUUCAUCUCGGAGAAUAUUUACUCAUUUUAGAUCUGUUUUGUCACUUUUACUGGAUGUAUAUUCAUUUGUCUCAUUUAGGUCUACACUUGGAAAUCCUUGUUCUAAGGAUCACUGAGCUAAUAUCCCCUCUGUAAGGCUUCAUGAAUGAAAUCUACAAGAAUAUAUGCAUAUGGUAAAUGUACAUUUCUCUACCGAGCUUAAAUGUUUAGUGGUGAUUUUUGUUUAUUAUUAUCUUUAUUUUUAUUGACUGAUGCUUAGCUCACUGGACAAGGUCUUGGCACUUUCUCUGUUAUCUUGUAGCAGAUUUAAAAAAAAAAAAAAUGUAUAUAAAUGAUUACAGACAUAUUUAGCAUGAUCUUUCGGUUUUGUUCAAUGCUAUUAUCCAGAGCAGAUUUGUUUCAGAAUGAGUGCACAUGAGAUGAUUUUCCAGAAUGAAGUAGAUUCUUUAUUAAUUACUUUCUUUCUUUUUCAUAUCACCUAUAAGCGAUGAAGAGAUGUUGUGAUGACAGGGAAAAACAUGCCAACAAUACCUGUUAUCAGUCUGCCAUUAGAUCAUUUAACAUAACAACUAGACCAAAAAACAUUGACUUAAUUUGAAAUAAAUACAACAGAUUAGCAAGAUUUUGUUGAACUUCAAAAGAUUUCAAUUCAAAUUUUGGCAUCAGAAAUGUGAUUGGAAAUCGCAAUAUUGUCAUAGGCGACAGCAUUGUGAUCUAAAACUGGGUGUUAUAAUGUGAUCUACAAUUGAAGGCAAAAGCUGAACCUAAU